Pelobates cultripes (western spadefoot toad) is the source of this 1119-nucleotide messenger RNA. The record is from the annotation of a GenBank genome assembly. Lineage: Eukaryota; Metazoa; Chordata; Amphibia; Anura; Pelobatidae.
CCAUCCCUCACAUAGUCUCCGACCCUGGUCCACAAUGGGUUACAUUGGAACGAGACCUUUUGGGCAAUCAUGAACUCCCUCACCUGCUUUGGACACCUCCACGUGCCAGGCCAACCCUCCUCCUACUCCCUACACAAUUGCUACUGCUGUUCCAGAUAUGGCAUAAAUACAGGCCCAGAUUGGGCAGCACCCCUAGCCUCUCCCUGGUGACCCCCCUCGGGGCCAUGCCCUACAUUAUCCCUACAUUUAAUUCUGCUCCAUGGCACCUAAGAAGGGUGACGCACCUCUACCACCUCUUCGCUGCUGACAAGCUUCUAGACUUCCCUAGUCUAAGGGAAAAAUUUGCGCUCCCACACUCCUCGCUCUACUCAUACUUGCAACUCAAAUCUUACCUGUAUAAGGAAGCCACACGCCACCCUGACACCCUUAGAGUCACCAAUAGGAUCACUGAAUGGGAACAAAUGUGUUUAUCGGCUAAACUAUUACCACAUUGUAAACCGAUCUCCAUGUGCCUCAGCUCCAUGACUAGCUAUAACCAUUUUUCCACCACUAAAUAUGCUCGACAAUGGGAGAGCGACCUAAAUUGCCCAGGGCCACUUAAAGCCUGGGAUACAAUUUUCACAAACCCACUCAAAUUAUUAAAAUCAUCAGCCCUCAUAGAACAGCACCAUAAAAUUCUGUACCGGUGGUACCUAGUACCAACCAGACUACACAAAAUAUUCCCCUCCACCUCCUCACAAUGUUGGAGAUGCCAUACGCAGGAGGGUUCGAUGUAUCACAUUUGGUGGAGUUGUCCGCGGCUCCUUAACUACUGGAAUGAGGUCCAUGACUUGAUCCAAGAUAUUACCCAACACCCUCUCGAGUUCACUCCGCUAACAUGCCUAGUUCUUGAUCUCCCUAGAGUGCUACCCCAACAUGUAAAGAAAAUGAUGUUACACAUCGUCUUAACGGCGCAGCAAUUGAUAGCGAGAAGGUGGAAAUCCACGCUCCUCCCUAACAAGGAGACCCUGAUAGAGGUACUACAUAAACAGUGGAUUUACGAGACAUCGUAUAAAUCCUUGUUCCCUCCUUCUGUACUCUACCGGAAAACUUGGGAGCUCUGGCAAACAUGGAGAUCUG